Molecule: messenger RNA, 1611 nt
Organism: Symbiodinium natans
Lineage: Eukaryota; Dinophyceae; Suessiales; Symbiodiniaceae
Source: the annotation of a GenBank genome assembly
AUGUUGCGUGUUUGGGGAGUCUCCCAAGAGCUCCUCACCCUGACAGUGGAUGAAUUGGGCGUUGCGACGGCCUGGGAAAGCUGGGGGCUUGGUGGACCAACGGUCCUGACCCUAAAGCACCACAUGCGUGCGACCUCCGGCUUCCCACUAUGCCUUCAGAAGUUCCACCUCUUGCAUGGUGCGUCCGACUCACGUUUGGAGGAUGCCUCCGUGUUGGAGGCGAUGGACCUGCAGCUGGUGUUGGUGGCCCUCUCUACCGAUGCACAGAGGCAGGAAGCCACGAAGGAGCUCGUGGACUACGCUGCUCACAGAGGCCACGUCGAGGUGCUGCGCUUCUUGCUGAGAGCUGGCGCUGAGAAGGAUGAGAAGGAUCCGUUCAGUGGGUUCACCGCCCUUCAGGUGGCCUCCUGGCAGGGCCAUGCCGAUGUGGUGCGGCUGCUGCUAGAAGAGGGCGCUUCUGCGGACUGGUGGGACAGAGAUGGGUGGACUGCUCUCCACUGCGCUGCCCAUCGUGGUCAUGUGGAGGUGGUGUGCUUGCUGAUUCAGAAUGGUGCUGACAAGGACCUUAAGAACUCCAGCACGGAGACAGCUCUGCACCUUGCUUCCGAGCGUGGUCAUGCUAAGACUGUGAGCUUGCUGCUGGAAGCCGGCGUAAACAAGAACACCAAAGACUGGGAGGGCAUGACAGCCCUUCACAAGGCUUGCGCAAGGAACCGCCAGGAGGUUGUCCGGGUGCUGCUGGAGUCUGGUGUCGACAUGAGUGCGCAGAACCCUUGCAACGACCGGACAGCCUUGCACAUUGCCUGCGAGCUUGGCCAUCUUGAGAUUGCACAGUCGCUCUUGGCAAAUGGUGCCGAUUAUGAUGCGGCUCGGUGCUUCGUGGUUGAUGGUAACGACUCCGACGAGGGUUUUGAUUUUGCUGACUUCAGUAGCGGCGAGACAGCUCUCCAUCUUGCUUCUGCAGGCGGUCAUGUUGAGAUUGUGCGAUUGCUCCUGGAAGCAGGUGUGAGCAAGAACAUCCCGAACAAGGGGGGCGAGACUGCUUUAUACCAGGCCUGUGAAAGCAACAGGUUGGAGGUGGCGCGGCUGCUGCUCGAGUCUGGUGUCCACACGGACGUUCAGGACGGUUGUUUGGGCUGGACAGCCUUACACGUUGCCUCCGAUGUGGGAAGUGCUGAAAUUACACGGUCGUUGCUAGCACAUGACGUCGAGAAAGACAUGCAGUGCUUCAUUCACGGCAACACGGCCCUGCAUAUCGCUUGCAGCGAUGGCCAAGUUGAGAUUGCACGUUUGCUCCUGGAAGCCAAUGCUGAUAAGGACGCCCAGGAUUCCGAAUCAUCCACCGCCCUUCACUUGGCAUCUUCGCGGGGAGACUCCGAGCUCGCUUGUUUGCUACUGGAGUUCCGUGCUAAGGUGGAUGUGCAGAAUGAAGAUGGCAGAACCGCGCUGAUAGAGGCGUCCGAGUGCGGCCAUGCUGAGAUUGUGCGUUUGCUGCUGGCCGCCGGCGCGGACGAGGACGUGAAGUGCAGCGACGGCCGCACUGCUUGGAUGAUCGCAUGUGAUCAGAGGCACGCGGAAGUUGUACACUUACUGAGACCCCCUGAAUUCUGA